AUGAGCGAAAGUUCCAAAAGAAAACAUGAUAUCUUGCAAGAUCAGGAGAUCUUUGAUUCUUCCAUUAAGAAGAACAAGAAAUCAUCAUCUAAAUCAUCCAGUAAUGGCACGAAACAAAAGAAGGUUAAACUAGAAAAAUCUGACAGAAAGGAAAAAUCAAAAAAAAAUCGAAAAAGGACAAGAAAGAAGAGGUUACGGACGUUCCUGAAAGGAAAACCGUGUCCAUACUUAUACCAAUAUAGCGAAUCACUACAAUUAGAACAUGCUGUUGGUAAACUUCUAGAAUCCUACCAACGUAUCCUUGAUUUGUCUCCAAAUUUGAAAAUAUAUAAUCAAGCUAAAGAAAUUCAAAGUAAAUCAGAAGCCCCCGUAUCACAAUCAUUUUAUAGAUCAAAAUUGAAACUGGCAGCAGAAUUAAAAUCUUUGAAUUUCCUCCAAAAGGAAUCUAUAUUAAAGGAAAUAAGGGAAUACGACUCUAAUUUUAAUGUCGAUGACCUAAAACCAAUCUUAACGAAAUUACGUAAAUCUAAUAUCGAACAAUUACCAGAAUAUGAUGGUUCAAAACGUUCCUUGGACGAGAAAACAGAACAAUCAUUGGAAACUUUAACUAAUAAUGACGAUGAUGAUACUCAGGAAACAAACGGUAAUUGGCCGCCUGCAUUACCUGAAAUUAAGAACCCUGCCAUCAGAGCGAAAGUCUUUAUGCAUUCUUCAGUGGUUAAUAAAAAUAGUUUCUUGUCACCAAUUGAAUUAGUUCAUAAUAGCAACGAAAGAUUAGAAUUCUUAGGUGAUUCUAUUUUGAAUACUAUCAUGACUACCAUCAUUUAUGAUAAAUUCCCAGAUUAUAAUGAAGGGCAAUUAUCAUAUUUAAGAACUGAAUUGGUUAGAAAUAAAUGUUUGAAAGAAUGGUCUUAUCUAUACGGAUUUGAUAAGAAGUUGAAAGCUGACAUUAAUUUCCUUCUGGCUCAUGAUGAUAAGGGCGCAAAGAAAUAUAUUGCUGAUAUUUUUGAAGCCUAUAUUGGGGGGCUAAUGGAAGAUGAUCCCGUUAGAAAUUUACCAAGAAUUAGAAAAUGGUUAAAGAAGUUAGCAGAACCUGUCAUUGCUGAAGUGACAAAGACUAAAGUUGGUGUCACUGCAAAGGAAACAAAAGAUGUUAACGCUAAGAGAGAAUUGUAUUCCUUGAUUGGUUAUGCAGCUUUGAAUUUACAUUAUGUUCCAAUUAAAACUCCAACAAAUAUAGAAUCUGAAGCCAUUGUAGAAUGUAGAGUGGGUGAUGGUACUGUUCUCGGUAGAGGUGUUGCCAAAAAUACAAAAAUUGCAGGAGCUAAAGCUGCGGAAGCUGCCUUGGCAAACAAAGAAUUAAUCGAAAAAUACGCAAAGAUUCGUGCUAGUAUUCCAAGAGAAGAAUCAUCUGUUAGAAGAGUUAAUACUAAAUCCAGUAACACGAAAAAGAAAACUAAACCUGCUGGAAGUGUAAUUAAACCACCGACAACUGCAGAUUUCACUAAUUCACAAAUCAAAUUGGGUCCAGAUGGACAAUUGGUUCUGGAUUAA
Molecule: messenger RNA, 1554 nt
Organism: Naumovozyma dairenensis CBS 421
Lineage: Eukaryota; Fungi; Ascomycota; Saccharomycetes; Saccharomycetales; Saccharomycetaceae
Gene: RNT1
Product: ribonuclease III
Exons: 1
Coding region: 1-1554 (517 amino acids)
Biological process (GO): rRNA processing; primary miRNA processing; regulation of gene expression
Cellular component (GO): nucleus
Molecular function (GO): double-stranded RNA binding; ribonuclease III activity
Source: RefSeq, a predicted model, not a curated record